GAGAAUGACCCCGAGUGAGGCCGAGGAGGGAAGGAAGCCGCUUCCUUCGAUGAAAAGCCCCCCGGGAGAGUAUGAUGAUGUUGUAUUCCACCUUCAUCAUCCCGCACACCCACACCCGGCCUGUGAGCUGUGCCGCAGAAGAACAGCUGAAGUCAAACUGUCAACAUCCCGGGAAUCCCUCCAUGACGCUGCCCCCCACUCGGUGGCCCCUUUCACUUCCAGCGUGACCUCGCUCUCAGCAAGCCCUCCAGGACACCUGCCUCCAGCCCCUCCGCCUGACCCUUCUCCACCCCAGCCACUUGCCUUUCCCCGUCCCCGAUGUCACACUCCACGAGCAGAUCCUCUUCUCCAACCAGAGGACACUUUCUCUCGAAAAACCAUCCUGCUAUUCAACCCCAGCCUUUUCAGAGACAUCGGCCCCUUUCCCCAUUCAUCCCCGGCCAGAAAUGCCACCGAUGCCCCUGCCUAUCAUCAUGCACCGCCAGCCCCAUCUGCUUCACCACCACCACGCGGCACUUUGGCUCUGGCUCCAUUUCAACCUGCUCCCAACUUCCUGCACCUUGCAGCUGCCAGUCAGCAGGGCGCGGCAGUUUCCCUCCCUCGCUGGGGCAGGGAAGGCAAAGCAGGGGAGCUGCACAGGCAACAGCAGCCCCUGUAUUCUGAGACCUUGGAGGACGACCUAGGGCAAAGAUACCUCCAGCUCUUCCGGCACCUCCUAUCUCUGCAUGGUGAGUCCCUGCACUCUGUGGUCCUUGUCCCAGGCGGCUGUUUUUCCACAUUGGCCUUCUUCAGCAAAACCUCCAAUACAUUCCUACCCGAAGGAUCCCCAAAACUUAACCAUCCCCAACUUCUGUCCUUGUCUCAAACCCCAGUCUCAUUCCCUAACCCUCACCCAGGUCCGGCCUCAGCCCCACUUUCCAUCCCCACUCCCGAUCCUGUCACCUGGUCCUCUAUCCCUGAUUACCAUCUAUGGGGUGAGUUCACAUAAACCCCACAAUGAGGCCCGGUGUCUCAUGCCGUCUGACAUUCACCACGUGCAAUGGAACGUGCUGCAGAAAGAACAGCAAAUGGUGUGGGGUUUAUCCUCUGAGAUCAAGAAAUUUCAGGAAGACUUUUGUCCUUCAGUUCCCAGGCUAACAUGGCUCAGCCAGUCCUCCAAGGUCUGCGCUCCAAUCUCUGUCCUUCCUGAAGACUUUUCUCUCGGCAGCGAGCUUCAGAACACAAUCGGACUCCGCCGUCACCCGAGGCUCAUCCAACACCUGCCACUUCCGUGGGUCUCUCUCACUGCUAAGUCCUCGGAGAGAAACUUCUGAGACAUCUGCAUCCAAGUGCCAUCGUGCCCUCUCCUGCGUUUCUUUCUUUCAAGGUCACAGCAGCAAAAACGUAGAGAAUUUUGGACUGAGCCCCUUCCAAGAGACAUGCUCAGAAAUGCUUCCACAUGAGGAGGAGGCGAGGAAGGAUCAAGAACGAAGCCUGGAGCGUGGCCCCAAAGAGCAUCUGGGAACAACAAAGUCUAAAGGUGGGAUCCCCAGGCCCUCUACAAGAAGCUCUAAAGCCUUUCUGGGAGAAAAAAUCAGAAAAAUAAAAUUGGCUCCCAGCCUGCCUCAUCCCCUCCCUGUCUCAUCCCCUGCAGGAAAAGGAGGACAGGGAACCCCAAGACAACCAGCCUCUGCUACCAACGAUGAGCUGACUGAGGAUGGCAAACAGACUGGUCUGCAGCCCACUCACAGUAGCAUAGACGAGACAUUGGAGGAGUCCCCUGGGGCUCAUCUACCCCAAUCACGCCAGCGGAGGGACAGCCUCCUUCUCAACAUCGCUUGAGAAAGCGAAUGCUUCGACUAUGGCACUGGCUUCGUAAGCCCAGAAGAAAUCGCCAGGUGCAAAGGAAUUCUCUGGGGGAGGGCAGCUCCCUGUCGAGUCAGGACACUUCCUCCACUGCACUCCUCUUGGAGCCUGUGCACCCUCCAAGCACCCCCUGCAGGGCUCAGGUGGGCCAGGGUCCUCCGGCCACCCCUUCCAGUCCUCAGAACACUGGAAGGUUUAGGAGACUUUUCCCCUGCAUUUGCUGAGGGGGAAAAUCACCCCCCAAAAACAUC
This is a messenger RNA of Lemur catta (Ring-tailed lemur), 2096 nucleotides long. RefSeq names its product spermatogenesis-associated protein 31D3-like. Lineage: Eukaryota; Metazoa; Chordata; Mammalia; Primates; Lemuridae. The record is from RefSeq and is a predicted model, not a curated record. The transcript is spliced from 2 exons. The coding region runs from base 5 to 988 and encodes 327 amino acids.